AUGGUCCAGUUCGCUUUAAAGACGGCCAUUUUGGCCUUCCUCCAUGCUGGGCUCGUCUCCUCCCACAUGGAGAUGUCGUGGCCACCCCCACUUCGGUCCAAGAACAACCCCUUUGCUGGAGGUAAUAUCGACUACAGCAUGACCUCUCCUCUCAGCCCAUCCGGCAGCGACUUCCCUUGCAAAGGCAGUCUCAAUCUCCUCGGCUCUGACGCCGCGUUGCCAGUGACCUCCUGGCAGGCUGGUCAGACGUAUAACCUGACUAUCAACGGCGGCGCCAAUCACAAUGGCGGAAGCUGUCAAGCCUCUCUUUCCUUUGACGGAGGCAACACCUUCACCGUCAUCCACAGCUACAUCGGUGGCUGCCCCCCCGCGGGUGUGUCUGCCUAUGACUUCACCAUCCCUGACGAUGCUCCCUCGGCGGAUAAUGCCAUCUUCGCCUGGACCUGGUUCAACCAGAUCGGAAAUCGGGAGAUGUACAUGAACUGUGCUAUUGUCUCUAUCGAGGGCAGUGAUGUUUCCGCUGCCUCGUUCAGGAGCCGACCGGAAAUUUUCAAAGCCAACGUCGGAAACGGCUGCUCUACCUCCGAGGGCACUGACGUUGAAUUCCCCAAUCCUGGCCCCGACGUCACCAUUGAAGGCACCCCGACCACGCCUCCUUUGGGAAGCUGUGGCAGUGGCAAUGGCAAUGGCAAUGGCAACGACGAUGGCGACGCUGACGGGGGCGAUGGCAACGACGGUUCCUACCCCGGCGACGGCUCGAACCCUGAUAAUGGCUCGAACCCCGGCGUUCCGAAUACGACCACUGUUGAGCCUGCUCCGGUUCCGUCACAGCCAGCUGUCGAGGAGCCUGACCAACCGGUUCCCGAGUCGCCCAGCACCACAACGUCACUUCCUGGCGGCGUCUUCAUCCCCGUUCCGAGCGAUGCUCCUCGACCGGAGCAGCCUUCUACCCUGUCGACUGUCACUAUUCCGACCACCACUGCUUCUCCCCAGCCCACUUCUCCUCCUGCCGAGGAAGACUCGAGCGAUGAUGUCGUCGACGGUACCCAGAACCCGGGAACAGCGUGCACCAACGAAGGCCAGUGGAACUGCGUUGGCGGCACCCAUUUUCAGCGCUGUGCCUCAGGGGUUUGGUCUGUACUGAUGCAAAUGGCACCCGGCACCACGUGUGAGGCCGGAAUCAGCGAGACGCUUGUCAUGACCAGGAAGAGAGGCGGUGCCCGCCGUUUUCUAUUCCUUCGGCACAUCGUUCAUCUAAGCGGGGAGGUAUUUGGAUCGUCACGCAAGGCCGAUGACGGUCGGUUGCAUUUCAUCAGGUUGAUGGUGAAGUACUUCGUAUAUCGUUGCCAGAUGGGACUCGUCUAUUUCUUGGGAAGUAGGUUCCAAAGUAAGUACAAGGUGCGCCAAGAGGUCGACGCGUCUUCCCUUUUGGACCGUGAAAUACUCGUAAAAUACACUGACCGUUUCGACGCCCCUGAGGCCGCCCACGCCACCUUGUGUCACGGGAUAAGCGACAGUCUAAGAGAGGAGAGGAGAUCAUACGAAGUUUCCGUAAUUAAGCCACAAAAACGCCGCAGGGAGAUGAUGGCUGCGCCACCGUCAGCCUCUCCUGAUGCCCGCACUUCCCCGCUAGUUAAUUUGCUCCGAACGGUUGUCGCGCAUAUAUUUGACUUGGAGACCCAAGAAUCCAAGCAGCUGCUGCCAGAUUCCAUGACCGGGCCAACGUCCCCGGGCGCCGAGGGCCCCACGUUUGCCCCGCCGCAUCUCCCUCCAGGCUGGAUCGCGCAGUGGGAUGGAGCGAGCAGGAAAUACUACUUUGUCCAGCUAUCGACGGGAAUUUCGCAAUGGGACGUCCCUACAGAAGCCGCGCCAACAGGCAGCACACCCGCCCCGGUUGGAGAACACCCCUAUGGCAUCCCCCCUCAAAGGGAACUCAUCACCCACCCCGACGGGAGUCAGACGCUUCGCUAUGCUGACGGUACGAUGGAGCCUGUGAACCCGCCUAUGCCGCCAGACGGUCCGACUGCAAGAGGUGGUGAUGGGCCGGUCGGUGACCGCGGGCUUGGGAGCAUGGCGAUGAAUAUGUUGCUAGGAGGCAAAGACUCGGGACAUGGGGCCUCCGGAUCAAAUCCCCUCGGAAACCUUGCUGGUCAUAUCAUGGGAGGAGGCGGGAACCACAAUAGUCACGGAGGAGGUGGUGGAGGGAAGAAUCCGCUUGGGAAGAUUGGAGGUGCCUUGACCUCAAGUCUUCUCCAUACAGGCGGGGGAAAACCUGACCAGCCUCAGAGUUUUCACGGCGGGCCGGUCGCCGGCCAGCAGCAACAUCACGGCCUAACAGGGUCUAUCAUGGGCGGCGUGGCUAACAUGUUUGGUGGAGGCGGCAACCAGACACAAGGAGUGAGCAUCCAUCACCCUACGAGUCCCAUCUCGAAUUAUCACUUGCGACUGUCUACCUAA
Sodiomyces alkalinus F11 is the source of this 2457-nucleotide messenger RNA. RefSeq lists its product as hypothetical. Gene Ontology annotation, molecular function: protein binding. The record is from RefSeq and is a predicted model, not a curated record. The coding region runs from base 1 to 2457 and encodes 818 amino acids. NCBI's taxonomy places the organism in Eukaryota, Fungi, Ascomycota, Sordariomycetes, Glomerellales, Plectosphaerellaceae. The transcript is spliced from 11 exons.